This is a messenger RNA of Amyelois transitella, 4817 nucleotides long. It is a transcript of the gene PhKgamma, whose product is annotated as phosphorylase b kinase gamma catalytic chain, liver/testis isoform. NCBI's taxonomy places the organism in Eukaryota, Metazoa, Arthropoda, Insecta, Lepidoptera, Pyralidae. The coding region runs from base 275 to 1534 and encodes 419 amino acids. The transcript is spliced from 12 exons. Gene Ontology annotation, biological process: protein phosphorylation; glycogen biosynthetic process. Gene Ontology annotation, molecular function: calmodulin binding; ATP binding; phosphorylase kinase activity. Gene Ontology annotation, cellular component: phosphorylase kinase complex. The record is from RefSeq and is a predicted model, not a curated record.
UGUCAACCAACAACAGUCAACUUACGUCGUUUCUUUUUCUUUAGUUUUAAUUUACUGCUCUGCUUGACCUAUUCGAAUUAGCCAAUUUUUAAAUUUCAUUUUAAAUUUAACUUUAUUUCCGACGAAACAAUAUAUUUUUACGACUCUCCUAGACAUUUAUUUGCUUUCUUAACGUGAACGUUGAAUGCUUACAACUACAAUAACCUUUCGUCAUUGUGGAUAUUGUUGAUUAGUACGCUUAAAUAAAGAAAGUAUAUCCAAAAUAGUGAAUAAUAUGGCAAAAGAAGAAGACGAUGAUAAUUUACCGGAUAAAGAUGCGGCGAAAGAGUUUUAUGCAAAAUAUGAGCCAAAAGAGAUAAUAGGAAGGGGCAUAAGCUCAACAGUCAGAAGAUGCAUAGAAAAAGAAACUGGUAAAGAAUAUGCAGCCAAAAUCAUUGACCUUAGUCAGGAGUCCCAAGACGGUGUGGACACCCACACCAUGAGGGAGGCGACUAGACAGGAGAUACACAUUCUGAGAAUGGUCGCUGGGCACCCUUAUAUAAUUGAACUUCAGGAUGUGUUUGAGUCGGAGACCUUCAUAUUCCUUGUGUUUGAGCUUUGCAAGAACGGUGAACUGUUUGACUACCUCACGUCCGUUGUUACGCUCUCAGAGAAGAAGACUAGAUACAUUAUGAGGCAAGUGCUGGAGGGGGUCCGGUACGUGCACAGCAAGUCCAUAGUCCACCGGGACCUGAAGCCGGAGAACAUCCUGCUGGACGACCAGCUCAAUGUCAAGAUCACCGAUUUUGGCUUCGCGAAGAUAUUGAAAGAGGGGGAGAAACUUUUUGAACUAUGCGGGACCCCGGGCUACCUCGCCCCGGAGACGCUGAAGGCCAACAUGUUCGAGGACGCGCAGGGCUACGGUCUGGAGGUCGAUAUAUGGGCUUGUGGAGUCAUCAUGUUCACUUUACUGGUGGGCUGUCCGCCAUUUUGGCAUCGCAAACAGAUGGUCAUGCUCAGGAACAUCAUGGAGGGGAAAUAUUCCUUCACCAGUCCCGAGUGGGCUGAUAUAUCAGAGGACCCGAAAGACCUCAUCAGGCGGUUGUUAGUCGUCGAGCCCAGCGAGAGAAUCGGCAUACAAGAUGCCUUGAACCACUCCUUCUUCAACACCGUUCUGUGGGAGCAGGACAUGACGCCGCUCAAGAGGUCGCUGUCUUCCACCAGCCGGAAGAUGUCGAGGAUCGAACAGUUGACCAUGGCAAUAAAAUCGGGCGGUUUCAAUGCUCGCGCGAAACUACGCGUCGGUUUAGUGACCGUUCGUGCCGCGGUGCGUUUACAAAGACUGCCGCAUACUUCGACGAGGGCACUACCGCUGCAUGAUGCACUACGGGAUCCGUACACUAUGCGAGUGCUGAGAAAGGUCAUUGACGGAUGCGCGUUCCGAGUCUACGGCCACUGGGUGAAGAAGGGCGAAGGGCAGAACCGAGCGGCUCUCUUCGAGAACACGCCCAAGACGGAAUUGAAGAGUCUCUACGUGAGCAACCUGAGCCGAUAGCUGCUCUGUUUUGCACCCCCGGGGCACUUCCUCGUUGCUCCUGAUCUCCUAGUCAUCAGGAGUAUCGCACAUACCAGGGUAGCAGAAACAGCAGGAGGCGUUUCGUCAAAAUGCUACGAAUCGCGUCAUCGAUUUGUAGGUUAGCCGUACGUAGAAACUUACCAACCCACGUAGUAGACCUACUACAUUAGUUCAAUUUGUAUUAUUCGAUAUCGACUGCUUAAUUACAGCAGUUAUUAUUUAUAACAGUACGUUGAUUAACGUAUGUUUUUAUAUAAGUUUUACAAACGGAGUGUGAUUGUGAAGCAAUAAUUGCAUUAUAUUCGAAAUCAAAGAUUAGAGAUGUAGAGUUUUGUUCUCAUUAAAUAAGGUUCACAGUUUAAGCGUAAUUUAGUAUUAUUUUGAAUUCGAGUUACACAAACAUGCCCCGUUGUUUUGAUGUAGAUGAUGUUUUAAUCUUUUAUAUGAAUCGCUGUUUAUUGUAUUAUAGUAAAUAACUAUCAAAAGACGUAGAUACCUAUAUUUUUGUAAAUUGUUUUGUGACACUAGGUGAUUAUGUGGAAUUUGAUCACCCAGGUGAUCAAAGUGGAAAAAACCGAUUUUUUAAGUGUGUUUUUAAGUAACAAAAUUAUAAAGAUGAUUUUAUUUGUGUUAUAACUCUAAAUCAAACUAAAAAUUUACUUAACAAUAUUCGUAAAAAGACAAACGGAAAAGGUAUUUUAAUUUUGAGAAUAACAGUAAUUCAAAUUGCUAAAUUUGUUUGUUGUUUGUAUACUUAGUAAGUUUUGGUCUUACAAAAAAAUUUUUUUAGCUUGCCUUUACUCAUGACCCACGAAUCAUCAAUCACAGGGCACUAAUUGAUCAAAAUUUUCCUUGAUUUUCUUAAGGCUACCCCCAAAAAAAAAAUUUCACGUAAAAAUUGUCAAAACAAUUUUCACCUUUUGAUUUAAAGGCAGCUUUACAUUUUCAGUGGUAAUUUUAAUUCACUGUGAGGUUUAAACAAACUGCUUUAUAAAUAAUACAAAUGUCAACUUUGUUGUUUUAGCAGCCCACAGCAGAAAGUGAGAUUUUAAAAUAUCUUUUUAGUAUUUAAUAUUAUCAAAAGAUUUAGGAACAAAUAGAAGAUUUGGGAUAGCUUCAAAGUAUGUUUCACGAGACUAACUCAACCGUAAUAGGUACAUAUUAUGUAUUAUAAAUAAAUAUGUACAGACGCUAGCCGAGAAACUUCACCGCGAAUGGUUUUUAAUUAUAUGAAGUGAUGGUUUUUCUCUUCAGGCGACUGUAUUUUCAGUUUAAAUUAGAAAAAAAGACCCGGGUGUCAUGAGGCUCAAAGACAAGAACGUUACAACAGCCAUAGAAGGCCACAUGAAGGUUUCUUUUUUAAAUAAAAAGAAUACCAAAUGGCAGCACUUAAGUAAGCAUCAUAUCCAAUGCAGUAUUGCCAUUGGUCAAAAAUUUGGUUGAAAAUAUUUGAAACUGUUCUCAACCUCUGGUGGCAGAAAUUAUCGCAAAAGUCCUAGGUGUACAAAAAUUUCAUGUUCAAAUUUUCAAACCUACGAGACCUCAUAGUAAGGUGCCUUCUAAGUUCUCGGUGCAAAAAUAUCGUAUUAAGAAUUGAGAGUGUGUUUUUAAACCAAGCAUCCACGGUACGCCGCCAUGGCAAAACAACUUUUUUUUUAAAUAUAUACAGAAUGAUUUUUUAAACAACCUAAUUUCAGGAACAUGUUUAAAAUGUGAUCAGCAUGUUUUUUUUUGUUCCACAUAAAUUUUGUUCUCUUAAUACAAAAUACAUCGUACAUUUAUUGAACUUGAUUGAUGGAUCGUGUUUAAAAAGUUAUUCUGUACAUGCAUUGUAUCAAUGUUGCCAGUUAUUACCGAAAUUCGCUCAGGCAUGCCGGUUUGAGUUUAGGAAAGAUAUCGUGUCUCAAUUCAGGACAGUGGGACUAAUGCAAAUAUGCCAUAUUUAUUGUAAAUAUAGACUUAUUAACGAUAUCGAUUUUGCGUGUCUAGUACAUUUUUAAUGCUAUUAGUAGAUACGAAUUUGUGAGAUUUGCCUUUUAAAACACCAGUGGUGAUUGUCACCUAUGUAAUUUUAAAAUAGGUGUUGUCCAUAACAUAACUCUAGGUUUUUUCACAAAGUAAAUUUUAUAGAGGAAGACAGGUUGAAUUGAAAACAAUCACUAUAUAUUUAUUCAGUGGUGUAAACUAUUUCAAGGUCUUUGCAGACGGUAGUACUUAUGCGUAUAAUCUUUCUACUUUUUUAAAUCACGAUUUUCUACAAAGCAUUUGAUGUGACCCUUCUUCCUUAUUCACUGAUGUUGUCAAUGCAUAUGUCAUAUCAUCUUUCCCUUUCUAUCAUUUCGAAUAGCCAAAACGAUAGAAAGAGAGAUUAAAUAAGACGUAUACCUUGUCAAGUAUCACGAAUAAGCGCCCUGAUCCGAAAGUAGCUACUGAAAUAAGUUGAACUUUCCAUCUGCACCGAUUCUGAAUGUAUGCGAUAAUAUAUUUUGUAAAUAACCUGUAUUAUGUAAAAAAAUUACAAGUCAAAAAUAAUUUAAGUGAUCUGGGACACCUACUAUUAUAACUUUGUGACAAAAGUUUUACCCUGUUUAUAAGAGUAAGUCUGCACAGAUCUUGAUUUAAUUAUUACAGAUAUAACAAAAAGGGAGCGAAAAUAUCGACAUAAAAAAAUGAAGUCAACUUACUGUUAAAAAUAUGUCAAAAACAAUGUAUGUUUUUGACAUAUGUAUUUUUUUUCAAGUGAUUUUGCAAGGGAAAGUUGUUUUUCUAAUGAGUGCCUACACUGACGUAAGACACUCUUUUUGUUACGUCCUAUAUAAGGAUCGGUUAAAUCAAGUACAAAAUAUUUUAAAGCGUGGGUCAGCAUAGAAUAUUUUUAAUCAAAAAAUCAUAAAAAAACCGUAAAUAAUACCAGCCUAACAAUUUUUUUUUUGUUAAUUUAUAUGUAUAAGAACUGAUUUAAAUAGUAAAAAUUGUUUCUUCUCUUGAAUAUGGGAGAAAAAAGGUGAGUUUAUUUGUUUAAAUCUAUCUUUAAAAAAAUUUGUUCUUGAUUUGCAUGUAAGUACAGUCGUCUGCAGAAAAACAUGACCCCUUGUUCAUUGUAACUGUAACAAAAUGGGGUUGUGGUGACUGUACCCUAUACAUUAAUAGAAAAUAAACGAUUGCUGAUGAUGUUACUUGUGUCUUAGUUGUUUUCCUCAUUGCUGAGAUUGUUUGGUCAUUAUUUGAAAAUAAAUACACGACGAUUGUUUGGCAUUUUUAA